Molecule: messenger RNA, 1608 nt
Organism: Capronia epimyces CBS 606.96
Lineage: Eukaryota; Fungi; Ascomycota; Eurotiomycetes; Chaetothyriales; Herpotrichiellaceae
Product: DNA primase small subunit
Exons: 1
Coding region: 1-1608 (535 amino acids)
Biological process (GO): DNA replication, synthesis of primer
Cellular component (GO): alpha DNA polymerase:primase complex
Source: RefSeq, a predicted model, not a curated record
AUGGGCAUCAAAAUGCCGGAGUCGUCGUCGCCUCGUGAGUCUUCACCUCCGAAAGAUGACGAUGUGAUAUUGCCAGAUGCGCCUCCGCCAGUGAACACCGCUAUACCCUCCCCAGAGCAGGCUUCUGGAUCCAGUGGUGGGAAUCAAGAGGGUGUAGCACUUGGGGACCUCUUCGACGACGAUGACGAUGAUGAUGAGGCCUUAGCAAAUGAGCUCGAGGCAUCAAGUGCGGCCAACAUCCCCUCCUCGCCACCACAGACGGCCCCGAGCUCAUCGGGCCCAGACAUUUCCUCAAGCGCUCAACAUGAGUCUUACUCAGAUCCCAACCUGAUGCGUCAAUUCUAUUCUCGACUGUUCCCCUUCCGGUCUCUCUUCCAAUGGCUCAACCACUCUCCCAAACCUGGCCCAGACUUCAGCAACCGCGAAUUUGCCCUCACACUACCGAACGAUGCCUAUCUCCGAUACCAGUCAUAUCCUACGGCAGACAUGCUCCGCAAAGAUAUUCUGCGCCACAAUCCAUCCCGUUUCGAGAUUGGCCCUGUCUAUACCACGAAUCCGCGAGACCGGAAGACACUAAGAAAAAGCUCCAUGUUCCGGCCGUUGAGUAAAGAAAUAGUGUUCGAUAUUGAUUUGACCGAUUAUGACGAUAUACGGACAUGCUGUGAAAAGGCAAAUAUCUGUUCAAAGUGCUGGACGUUUGCAACAAUGGCCAUCAAAGUUGUUGAUGUCGCACUACGGGAAGACUUUGGCUUCGAGCACAUCAUCUGGAUUUACUCGGGACGUCGUGGUGUGCACGCGUGGAUCAGCGACAAGAAGGCCAGAGAGCUAGACGACGACAAACGGAAGGCAAUAACGGGAUAUUUCGAGGUCCUGAAAGGAGGUGUGCAAGGUGGAAAGAGGGUCAACCUCAAACGACCGCUUCACCCUCACAUUACACGCAGUCUCGAGAUUUUGAAGCCUUACUUUGCUCAGGUCCUAGUUGACCAGGAGCCGUUCUUAUCACAAUCCGGACAAGAUCGGCUUCUGCAGCUGCUCCCAGACAAGGCCCUCGGUGAGGCGCUGGCGAAGAAGUGGGCCAGCAGCCCCGAUCGACCCAGUCACAAGAAAUGGGCCGACAUUGAUGCGAUGGCGGAGACUGGGGCCAGCAAGACUUUGGAUCGAAAAGCACUAUUGCAAGCCAAGCAAGACAUUGUGCUCGAGUAUACCUAUCCGAGAUUGGAUGUGGAAGUCGGAAAGAAGAAAAUUCAUUUGUUGAAAAGUCCGUUUGUGGUGCAUCCUGGCACUGGUCGAGUCUGCGUGCCCAUCACAGCAGCCGGCGACAUGGACCGAGCAGAUUCAUUCGAUCCACUUUCAGUACCCAAAGUCAAUGAACUUCUCAGGGAAGUAGACCAAUUUAGCGGAGCAGGAGAUGGGGAUGACCCGGCAAAUGGAUUCGUCGAGGACGGUGUGACCAUGAGAAAACUGAACGACUGGGAAAAGACGAGUCUGAAACCGUAUGUCGAACUUUUUGAUGGCUUCAUCAAAUCAUUGCUCAAGAGCGAGCUUGUCCGAGUGAAACGGGAGAGGGAUGAAAGUGGGGUUACUGGAACUGAUGGCAUGGAGUUUUGA